Amorphotheca resinae ATCC 22711 is the source of this 1482-nucleotide messenger RNA. RefSeq lists its product as hypothetical. Lineage: Eukaryota; Fungi; Ascomycota; Leotiomycetes; Helotiales; Amorphothecaceae. Gene Ontology annotation, biological process: transmembrane transport. Gene Ontology annotation, molecular function: transmembrane transporter activity. The transcript has a single exon. Bases 1 to 1482 code for a protein of 493 amino acids. The record is from RefSeq and is a predicted model, not a curated record.
AUGGAGAAAACUUCUCCGGGGCAAACUGAGACCGUCUCUGCUGUUCCAGUACCAUAUAGCAUUUUCACUCUCCGCCAGAAAGCAUUGAUUGUCACCAUCGUCUCCGUCGCAGCGACGUUCUCCGGCUUCUCUUCAAAUAUAUACUUCCCAGCUAUCCCCACCAUUGCGAUCGACCUCUCAGUUUCUCCUGAAUUAAUCAAUCUCACGGUCACAUCAUACCUAAUUUUUCAGGGGUUGUCGCCAAGCAUCUGGGGUGCAGUGGCUGAUGUUCAUGGUCGAAGAGUCACCUACAUUAUCACGUUUAUCGUUUACAUAGGAGCUUGUAUCGGCCUCGCUGAGACGAAGCAUUACUAUCAAUUAGUGAUCUUGCGAUGCCUCCAGAGCACUGGCAGUGCGAGUACCAUUGCUAUUGGCGCAGGUGUGGUAGGUGACAUCACCAGGCGUGAGGAGCGAGGGGGAUAUAUGGGCAUCUAUCAGGCUGGAUUAUUAUCCCCCGUAGCUGUUGGCCCGAUUAUUGGGGGCGUUUUUUCCCAGACGCUGGGGUGGAAGGCAAUAUUCUGGUUCCUGACUAUUUUCGGCGGAUGUUUUCUUCUCUUUCUGUUCCUUAUCCUCCCGGAAACCCUGCGAUCUCUCGUCGGCAAUGGCUCCCUACCUGCAAAGGGGCUUGCAAAUUCGCCUCUUGCCUAUUUUCAACGCCGCCGUCUCAAUCGGGGCGAUACAUCUUCUGCUUCAGAAACACCUGUUGUUCCCUCGCAGCGACCCAGCCAGAAAUUACCCGUAAAUUUCUUAGGCCCACUCCAGAUCAUCUUCGGGUUCGAAGUCACCUAUAUCAUUCUCUUCUUGGGAAUAGGUUACACAGCUUGGCAGGUGGUUAUUACAGUCAUGUCAACACUCUUCAAGAAGACCUACGGUCUUACCGACCUCCAGAUCGGACUAACCUUCAUUUCCAACGGCGUGGGUUGCAUCGUCGGAACUCUUACCACCGGGCGAUUCCUCGACUGGGACUAUCGUCGAAUCAAGGAGAACUAUACUGGACCCCCCGAGGACUUCCCGCUCGAGUAUGCCCGGUUAAGGACCGUCUGGCUAUGGAGCGGUCUUGAAUGUGCAACGACUCUCAUAUUCGGGUGGACGCUCAACUACCAUGUCCACAUUUCCGUUCCUAUCAUAUGUACUUUCUUUGUGGGGUGGUCUGCCACUUCGGUCAUUAGCGCUACGACUACAUAUAUGGUUGAUGUGUUUCCCAAACAGGGCGCGUCUGCAACCGCGGCCUUGAAUCUCGUUCGAUGUCUGAUGGCAGCUGGGGGUACGGCUGCCGCAUUGCCAAUCGUGAAUGCGAUAGGUGUGGGUUGGACGUUUACUUUAGUCGUGGGUCUCAUGUUAGGUAGUUUGGGGCUUGUGGUGGUACAACUCCAGUACGGAGUCAAAAGAAGGAGAAGGAGAGAACGCCGAGAGAAAGAGGAGGCAGAGGAGGCAAAGGAGUGA